AUGUUGGCACGGACCGCCUUACGAGGUGAUGAAUUCGUCUCUCGUGGUCUUAUUCCGCUUCCUAUCGACGUUGACGUCAAUCGCUUGAAGGAAGCUUGGAAUACAGUGAUUGCCGAGACCCCGGUACUUCGCACUCGUGUAGUUGAGUUUGCCGGACAAGGGUUGUUGCAGGUCGUCACAAAAUCAGCGGUCCCAUGGUUGGAGUUUGGGAGUUUGGAGCAGGUAACAGCGAUAACCAUCCGGAGUGGAGGGCCUCUGCUUUGCUUUGCGCUCGUAAAAUCCUCUUCCGAGUCUGACACUGGUUCUUGUGGCUCUGCAGCCCUGUUGAUGACUAUUCAUUAUGCCAUCUAUGACCGGGUCGAGUCUAUUUACCGCGACAAAACUCCAGCAGUGAAUCUAAUCCUAUACAGCCGAUUUAUCCAAUACCUUGUCGAGAAAGUCGAUAAGGACCGGUGCCGGGAAUUCUGGACGGGCUAUUUGGCCAACUUAGCUGCACCACAGUUCCCUACUUUGCCUAACCCCAAGUAUCAGCCAAUCACCAACAUGACCUCCAAACAAGAUGUACAGGGCAUUAACUGGCCCAAAGACUUCACCCUAGCAACAACCUUGAAAGAUGCCUGGGCUAUACUCAUUUCGCAGUAUUGUAACUCCUAUGACGUCGUGUUUGGGUCGACCGUUAUGGGUGGACAAUCACCUCUCGCUGGGGUUGAACUGAUUGCGGGCCCAGUAAUUGCCACGGUCCCCAUUCGGGUAACGAUGGAUUGGGAAUCUUUACCUCUUCGUACUUUGUUAAAGGAUAUUCACUCAGCGGGAACACAGAUGAUUCCAUUUGAGCAAUAUGGACUCGGUCGUCUGCAACGGUUGGACUCAAAUGGCCGCCAGGCCUACGAAUUCCAAUCUCUGCUCGUUAUUCAGCCAGGAGACAAAGACGACAGCGACAAUAAUAUCCUGUUCUUGCAGCGAAGCCAGGAUGAUAUCAUAGGACACAUGUACCCCUUGGUCCUGGAAUGCGUCUUUGGUGGCUCAUCGUCAGUUUCAUCGACCGACGCAGUCACGCUGAGCCUGAGCUUUGACGACCAGGUUUUUGAUGCACCACAGGCGGAUAGAAUUUUACUUCAGCUCGAGCACAUUCUCAAAGAAUUGUGCAAACACGGAGAUACGAUGGAAAAAAUAUCACUUUCUGAACUUGACCUGCUACCGGGGCAGGAUCGGCAGCAGAUCUGGACAUGGAACGAAAUCCUCCUAGAAACAAUUGACUCUCGUAUUGACAAAUUUUUCACGGAUCGAGUGAGUGAGCAGCCAAACUCAGUCGCGAUCAACGCCUGGGAUGGUCAAUUGACCUAUCGGGAACUAUUUUAUAAGGCUCGCCAACUGGCCUACUGGCUUGUGAUGGAAUAA
Messenger RNA from Penicillium samsonianum, 1398 nucleotides. RefSeq lists its product as uncharacterized. Bases 1 to 1398 code for a protein of 465 amino acids. NCBI's taxonomy places the organism in Eukaryota, Fungi, Ascomycota, Eurotiomycetes, Eurotiales, Aspergillaceae. Gene Ontology annotation, biological process: amino acid activation for nonribosomal peptide biosynthetic process; secondary metabolite biosynthetic process. The record is from RefSeq and is a predicted model, not a curated record. Gene Ontology annotation, molecular function: phosphopantetheine binding; catalytic activity. The transcript has 2 exons. Gene Ontology annotation, cellular component: cytoplasm.